Kwoniella shivajii is the source of this 1470-nucleotide messenger RNA. RefSeq lists its product as uncharacterized. The record is from RefSeq and is a predicted model, not a curated record. Gene Ontology annotation, molecular function: chloride channel activity. Lineage: Eukaryota; Fungi; Basidiomycota; Tremellomycetes; Tremellales; Cryptococcaceae. The transcript is spliced from 7 exons. Bases 1 to 1470 code for a protein of 489 amino acids.
AUGUCACACACACCACUAGAUGAUCAUUUCAUCUCCAAUCCGGAUCUAGAUUUGCUAGGCCACCGACCGCAUAAAUCGGCGAUGCUGCUGUGGCAAGCAUUAUCAGCUACGGCUUUAUACAAUACCUGGCCAUCACUAGUGUUCAUGGGAGGAUGGAGUGCUAUGAUUGUACUGCUGAAUAAAAGAACAGAAGCUGAUAUGACGGUUCCUUCUACUCUAUUGACGGCGCUGGGUGUGUUGCUCGGUUUGACCCUCAGUUAUCGUACAUCCUCGGCAUAUGGUCAAUACGCAGAAGGAAGGAAAUUAUGGACUCAGAUCAUUCAAGCUAAUAGGACUUGGGCAAGGUUAGUUUGGAUCCAUUGUCCAGAUGCACUACGAGCUGUUCCACCUGAGGAGCAUGGUGUCCGAGCGGCAGAGGAGACUCGUGCAGUCAUCGAAAAAGCUACUGUUGUAAGAAUGGGUUUAGCAUUUGCUGUCGCUGUCAAACACUACUUGAGAGGCGAAGAGGGCAUCCUAUAUGAAGAUUUAUACGAUUUGGUCAAAUUCAUACCAUCACUUCAUCUUCCAUCCGGUAUACCAUCAUCGGAAAAUGCUAAUAUUGCAUCUGGAAGAUUUCCUUCAAAACAUCAUCAAUCUUCUUCCGUAACCAUCACAAGUGAAAAUGAGUUGAAAGUGUUCCGAUCACCUUCAGGAUCAACUUUACCACCGUCUGAUAGACCAAUAUUACAUCCAGCAAGAGCACCCCCUAAAUUCCGAUUUUCCGAGACGUUCCCGUUCAAGUUUCUAGUUACUAAACGACAAAGGUAUAAAGCUGCUGGCAGAGCAGUUAUGAGAGAAAGGAUGAAAAAGGCAAGAUCGAGUGGUGGUGUAGGUUCGAACGUUCCAUUAGAAAUUACAAUGUUCAUGUCAUCUUGGAUAUCAUCAUUACAAAAAAGAAAAACGAUUGAUGUACCAACUACCAAUUCUUUAUUGGCAACCUUAUCGAUCAUGUCGGAAUCUUUAAGUAAUUUGGAAAGGAUUUUGACCACUCCUAUACCAUGGAGUUAUAAUGCCCAUAUUUGGGAGGUUACUUGGAUUUAUUGUCUAGUACUUCCUUUUCAGUUGUAUGGCGCUGGUUUCGGUUGGGUGACUAUUCCCGCUGUAGUUAUAACUUCUUAUAUUGUACUGGGUUUUGCUGAAAUUGGAUCAGAGAUUGAAAAUCCAUUUGGAUACGAUAAGAACGAUCUAAAUUUGGAUUUCUUCACGAAUAAUAUCAUCAAAGAGGAAUUAGCUGCAAUUACGGCUAGACCAUUCACGGGACCUGAAGAAUGGAUAUUCGUCAAAGGGAAUGAUACGCUCGGUAGAAUCGGUGUAGGUGCUGAUGAAUUAGCUGAAAAGGGUUUGCAGGAAGUUAGGAGAAGUCUAGCUUCGUUAAGUGGAGAGAAAGGUCAAGGUGAAGGAUUAAGAGGAAGAGCUAGAAGUCCAGUAUAA